Daldinia decipiens is the source of this 624-nucleotide messenger RNA. RefSeq lists its product as uncharacterized. The record is from RefSeq and is a predicted model, not a curated record. The transcript has 2 exons. Bases 89 to 394 code for a protein of 101 amino acids. Lineage: Eukaryota; Fungi; Ascomycota; Sordariomycetes; Xylariales; Hypoxylaceae.
ACCAGUGACCCUGCUACUCGCAUAGUUCAGCAAGAAAAAACCCUCGUUUCGACAAUUCGUCCGAUUAAAAAGCCACAAGGAAUCAAAAAUGGGGUUAUUCACCCUCUUGAGUAUCGUUACAGCUUCAGCUUUUGGCGUUGCGCUUGCGAGACCACCUGUCAAAUUCCCAAAGUCACCAUUCCCUAAUAUCACAGCCGCCUUCGCGGCCGGUAUCGAGUGCUUUCCGUUCGAAGAUCCGCAUUGCUGCGUUGACAGGGCAGUCUGCCAGUGCAUUAACGGUAUGUUUCGAAGCCACUAUGAAGUUGACUUCAAUUCAAGCUCUUCGCUCUGCUUGCCCCCGGGAAAUGUAACUUAUGGACAGGAUAUGGGAAAUAUCCCCGGGUUUUGCUGCUAGACAGGGGUAAGCUCUAGCAUGGUUCGAGGAAUAAGAAUAAUGGAUGUUAUAAUGUGAGGAUGACAUUCUAGUAAAAGGAUCGAUAAAGGUUACUCGCCAUCCUAGAUUAGGACCUCUCAGUUUUCUUGGAAUCACUGCUCUUUAGUUAGCUAAAAUACCAUAUUUAAGCCCCCCUUUACGACAGCACUACAAGGGGCCUCAAAAACAACACCGUGAACGAUAAACGCCGA